CGCCGCUCAAAGCCCCCCCCCUCGGCCUUCCAAGCAUUCGCCCGACGCCGCCAGUCUCUCCGCUCUCUCGCUCUCUCUCUCUCGCCGAUCCGUCGACCGAUCAAUCCCAACCCGAUUUCGCCAACAAUGAGCUGCCAGGAUAGUCCGCUAUGCAAGGUGUUCUUGGACCAGGUCGUCCCCGUCGUCGGCUCCUUGACCUCGCUGUUGAUCUACAUUGCUCCCUGGAAGGAAGUCAGCCUGAUCAUUGCCCUGCGCGAGCUCGGCGGCGUGAAUGUGCUGCCCUAUGCCAUGAUGGUCUGCAACUCCAUCGCCUGGCUCAUGUACUCCUUCCUGAUCCGAAACUACUUUGUCAUGGUGACCAACCUGAUGGGCUACGGCUUGGGUAUCUACUACACCCUGCAGACCUACCGCUUCAGCACCUCGGCCCAGCAGGUCUCGGUGGCCCGUCUGCUGCUCGUCGGGACGGUGGUCAUCUUCUCGGCCAGCGGCAUAUCUUUUGUCUUCAUCUCGGACCCUGUCUCGGCCAAGCUGUUCUUGGGAUGGGUGGCCGUGAUUCUUCUGGCUGCCUUCUACUCGUCGCCGCUCUCGACCCUCUAUGCCGUCCUCCAGGAGAGAAGCGCAAAGUCCCUGAGCUGGAACCUGGCUGCGGCAUCGCUGCUAAACUCGGCCUUGUGGACCUGCUACGGCGUCACCCUGGACGACUCGUUCAUCUGGGCCCCCAACGGCUUUGGCAUCGUCGUUGCCCUCGUCCAGCUGGUGCUGCUGUAUCUCUACGGCGGAUCCGUUCUCGAGCGCCAGCGCCUGGUGUCUUCGCCAAGGGUCUGUGAGACGAUUGACGAGGAGGCAUGAGCAGAAUCGCAAACUGAACGAAACUGAUCAGCGACCAUCAAGAACCAAGCAACCAUCAAGAACCAAGCAACCAUC
Polychytrium aggregatum is the source of this 924-nucleotide messenger RNA. Its product is annotated as sugar efflux transporter for intercellular exchange-domain-containing protein. Gene Ontology annotation, cellular component: membrane. Bases 127 to 849 code for a protein of 240 amino acids. The transcript is spliced from 4 exons. Gene Ontology annotation, molecular function: sugar transmembrane transporter activity. The record is from RefSeq and is a predicted model, not a curated record. Lineage: Eukaryota; Fungi; Chytridiomycota; Chytridiomycetes; Polychytriales.